CUCGAAGUACAUUAUGAUGAGAAAUCAUCUAUCGUAAGUUCUGAAGAAAAAUUCUUUCUUUGCACAAAUUUGGUCGCACCAUUUCGGUAAGAACAAUACACAAUACGAGACUUUGUACGAUGCAGUAGGGCAGGAGCAACGGUGAUUUGGACCAUUAGAUUAGAUGAUGAAAAAGUGGAAGACGUUGAAAAAGAGGAAAAUUUUGGUUAAAUCGGAGAGAGAAAAAGAGCCCAUCGAGAACACGUGCUGCGUUCACUAGUCCACUGUCGCUUCCCAUCUCUAUCUCUUUGACAACGUCGUUCAUUUCAGCACCACUUCUUCCACUCUCUUUCUUCCCCUCUUCUUCUUUCCAAAUAAUACAAAAAUGUUAAAGCUUUCGUGCAAUGGCCUCGACCGGGUUCAUUCCUUCGCCCAAUGCGGGUUUUCCGCCCGCCCCGCAUGUGUGGGCCCUCGCCGGAGGAGGAGUGGCAUCGCUGGGUUCCGGUCGCCCGGAGUCAAAGCAUUUCCUGUGGUGGCGGUCGUGUCGGACAGGGACGGCGCGGUGGCGAGCCGGGUGGAAUCGGAGGCCGGGACCCUGGCGGACCGGUUGAGGUUGGGGAGCUUGACGGAGGAUGGGUUGUCUUAUAAAGAGAAGUUCAUUGUGAGGAGCUAUGAAGUUGGGAUCAACAAGACUGCCACUGUGGAAACCAUUGCUAAUCUAUUGCAGGAGGUUGGAUGCAAUCAUGCUCAGAGUGUUGGAUAUUCUACUGAUGGUUUUGCAACCACCCCUACGAUGAGAAAAUUGCGUCUCAUAUGGGUUACUGCUCGCAUGCACAUUGAAAUAUACAAAUACCCUGCUUGGAGUGAUGUUGUUGAGAUAGAGACAUGGUGUCAAGGAGAAGGAAGGGUUGGAACAAGGCGAGAUUUUAUAAUGAAAGACUUUGCGACUGAUCAAGUUAUUGGAAGGGCAACAAGCAAAUGGGUAAUGAUGAAUCAGGACACUAGACGACUACAAAAGGUUUCUGAUGAUGUUCGUGAGGAGGUUUUGGUUUAUUGUCCUCGAGAGCCCAGAUUAGCAAUUCCUGAGGAGGACAGUAAUUGCUUGAAGAAAAUUCCAAAAUUGGAAGACCCUGCUCAGUAUUCCAAAGUUGGACUUGUGCCAAGAAGAGCAGAUCUGGACAUGAAUCAGCAUGUUAACAAUGUUGCCUAUAUUGGAUGGGUGCUUGAGAGCAUGCCUCAGGAAAUCAUUGAUAGCCAUGAGUUGCAUAGUAUCACCUUGGAUUAUAGACGAGAGUGCGGACAACAUGACGUAGUUGAUUCCCUCACUGGUGUGGAAAUGAUCCAGGGUGAUGCUGAGGCAGUUCCAGAACUGAAAGCAACAAAUGGAUCUGCCAUUUCAAAGGAAGCCAAGCAGCAGUUUCUGCAUCUGCUUCGGUUGUCUACUAACGGACUUGAGAUAAACCGCGGACGAACAGAAUGGAGAAAGAAAGCUCCAAGAUGAAAUCUAUCAAGUGUGCUUCCACCUAUGCCUUCAUUCAUGAUUCUAUUUUUAUCUUUCUUGUGUUCUUUCCUUAUGCAGGGUUGUCUUAUCAAUUUUCCCACAAUAUUUUGCUUAGAAGUUAUUGCACUUGAUAUAGGGAGUGGAGAGCUAGAAAUUUGUUACUAUUUUCUUGUCAUGUUCACACAAAUAUAAAUUGUUGCCCAAAUCCUGUACUUAGACUGAAUAGAUUGACUUCAAUCUCUGAUUCAUUGGCAUCAAUUUCCAUGAAUGUCAUUGAAUCUUGGUCGAAUAUAAUUCCAAGGAUAUUGUUUUUGGAUCUGC
This is a messenger RNA of Vigna angularis (adzuki bean), 1801 nucleotides long. Its product is annotated as oleoyl-acyl carrier protein thioesterase 1, chloroplastic. Gene Ontology annotation, biological process: fatty acid biosynthetic process. Gene Ontology annotation, molecular function: acyl carrier activity; fatty acyl-[ACP] hydrolase activity. The record is from RefSeq and is a predicted model, not a curated record. The transcript is spliced from 7 exons. The coding region runs from base 365 to 1480 and encodes 371 amino acids. Lineage: Eukaryota; Viridiplantae; Streptophyta; Magnoliopsida; Fabales; Fabaceae.